UGCCUUCUGCCAAGGCUCCCGAUCUUUCUCACCUCCCAAGCCUCAACGUCGGAGCAACCGACUGCAUUUCUGUCUCAACCCCGCAGCCUCGCCUUUCGCCUUGUAUUCUUACCCCCGGCUUGUUUUUGAUCGGCUCUCGUCGCUCGCUCCGCAUUGUUACCAGGAUUCCCAGCGGUCUUUUUCUAUUCAUCUGUUUAUUCUUUCGCUUCGCUCAUCCGCGAGACCGCAUGCAUUACUUGUAGACCCUCUCGAGACCCGCCCCCACGCGACAGGCGCGUCACGCUCGUCGCAUCCGAUCCGAUCCGCACCCACCACCAAGCCAGCCGCACAGUAUACACGCAUGUCGGCGGCGGAGAACACAAGAUGAGCAUAUUCAACCAAAAAUCCAAAUUCAAGGUCAAGACCGAAGUCCGCAAGGUCAAGCAAGCCGUCGCGCCGACCCCGGAAAAGCGGCAUGCGAGCACCGGCAGCAGCACCCACGGCACGCCGCGCGCGUCGCCCAUCCCCUCCUCCCUGCACGCGAAGCGCCCCUUACAACGGCCCUCCUCCCCAGCGGUCAGGCCCUCGCUCUCGUCGUCCGCCUCCUCCACGCUAGGCUCGAGCCGGAAACGGCGGGCCCCCGCCAGCAGCCGGUCGCCCGCGACGGCGAGCCCCGCGCCCGUGCUCAGCGACUCGGAACCGGGGUCAGACGACGACGACGACGACUGGCGCGAGAGGCUGGACCCGAGCAAGCGGCGGAAGCGGGCGGCGCACACGGAGGACCCGGACCGGCGGCUGAGGCAUCCGAGGUUAUGGGCGGGGCAGGGCGAGGAGGAGAAGCCGGGGAUCGUGCACGCGGUGCAGGUGGCGUCGCUGGAGGACAAGUGCCAGCCGGUCAUGAAGCUGGGGCGGGACGAGGUGGGCGUGCGGCUGCGGUAUCCCGGGGCGAAAUACACCGAGCGGUAUGAGCUCGUGUGGGGCAAGGACAAGAUCGACGGCGCCCUAGACAUUAUGAAGGUCGUUAAGUUCGUGGCAUCGACAUACCUCACCAACGCCGAGGCGAAACCAUUCCUGGACCAAAACAUUGGCAUCAACCGCCAGUUGGAGAAGAGCAAGAACACCAAUGACGGGGACGGGUUCAAGGCGGCUCUGGUGGAAUACAAUAACCAGCUGCUGGCCCUUCAGACGAAAGGCGCAAUAGCGAAGAAUAUCGACGCCAUGCGUGGUGUGUCCAGGGAGCUCGUCGAGUUCAUCCUGGACCAAGUAUACGACCGUACGGUGGCGCCCAAAGUCGACCUCCUCGCCAAGUACGAAAAUGGCACCGACAACGUCUAUGGCGAGCUGCUCCACCCGUUUAUUUCCGACAUCUUCGACCGCACAAAGCUGAGUUCGGACAUGGUCUUUGUCGACCUCGGCUCGGGAGUCGGCAACGUGACGCUUCAGGCGGCCCUGGAAAGAGGGUGCGAGAGCUGGGGCUGUGAGAUGAUGGAGAACGCGUGCAACCUCGCCGAGGCGCAGAAGAAGGAGUUCACGGCGCGGUGUCGGAUGUGGGGUAUCGCGCCGGGCAAGGUGCACCUGGAACGGGGCGAUUUCCGGAAGAGCGAGAGGACCUUGGCGGCGCUGAAACGCGCCGACGUGGUCCUGGUCAACAACCAGGCCUUUACGUCGGAGCUCAACGACCACCUCGUCAACAUCUUCUUGGACCUCAAGAUUGGGUGCAAGAUUGUGUCGCUCAAGACGUUUGUCCACGACAACAAACUCGCCGAGAACGAUGUGGCGUCGUCCAUUCUGGAAGUCGAGGACUUGAGAUACCACGAGGGUUAUGUUAGCUGGACGGGAGCCGCAGGGACAUUCUGCAUUUCGACGAGGAAGUGAUUGCGUGCUUGUGAGACUUUUGGGGCGUGCCGGUGGGUUUGGGUGAGUCUUUCAGGAGUAUGGGACGGUCGGCAUCAGUAUUUGGACAUGUCUGCAAAGACAAAUGAGUACCCCAUAUAGCGGUGUUUGUUGAUGUAUUUGUUGGUGUACCUCUUGGUGUACAUCUGUACAGCUUUGAAGAAGGGAGGG
Messenger RNA from Chaetomium fimeti, 2043 nucleotides. RefSeq names its product histone-lysine N-methyltransferase, H3 lysine-79 specific. Gene Ontology annotation, biological process: DNA repair; subtelomeric heterochromatin formation; regulation of transcription regulatory region DNA binding. NCBI's taxonomy places the organism in Eukaryota, Fungi, Ascomycota, Sordariomycetes, Sordariales, Chaetomiaceae. Gene Ontology annotation, cellular component: nucleosome; nucleus. The record is from RefSeq and is a predicted model, not a curated record. Gene Ontology annotation, molecular function: histone H3K79 methyltransferase activity; histone binding. The transcript is spliced from 2 exons. The coding region runs from base 364 to 1854 and encodes 496 amino acids.